AUGGAUAGUUCCUCUGAUGACUUCUGGGAGAAUGGCCCAACCUGGAACAGUGAUGAUGAAAAUAACGAGGACGAAGGCCCUCAACCGGCCAUAGAGACCGACCUGUAUGACAUCCUCGGCGUCCAGGAGGAUGCAACCCCGGAUCAGAUCAAGACUGCCUACAAGAAAAUGGCGCUGAAGCAUCAUCCUGACAAGGUUCCCCAGAGCCAGAAAGAAGAGGCCAAUACCAAGUUUCAGCAGAUUGCGUUCGCCUAUGCGGUCCUCUCUGAUGAGAAACGACGGAAACGAUAUGACCGGACUGGCAGCACGGCGGUGGCGGUCUAUCGAGAUGAUGACUUUAACUGGGUGGAUUUCUACCGCGAACAGUUCUCCGCCGCGAUCGAUGAGAAUGCGCUCGAUCAGAUCAAGAAGGAUUACCAGGGGACGGAGGAAGAGGCCAAGGACGUGCUGGCUGCAUACGAGACCCACCGGGGCGAUUUGGAUAAGGUCUACGAGUCGGUGAUGCUGUGUAAUGUGAUCGAUGACGAUGAACGAUUCCGCGCCAUUAUCGAUACGGCGAUCGCCGAGGGACGGACCAAGGAGUACAAGAAAUACGUGGAGGAGCCGGAGAAGAAGCGCCAGCUGCGACUGAAGCGGGCGCAGAAGGAGGCGAAGGAGGCCGAACAAUUGGGCAAGGAGAUCGAGGGGAAGAAGGCCGGCAAGAAGAAGAACAAGGGGGGAAAGAAGGACGCGAGCACAGGGGACAUGAAUGACCUGGCAGCGCUGAUCCGACAGCGGCAGGCCAGCCGUGCUGAUGCCUUCUUCGAGAAGAUGGAGGAGGUGUAUGAUGUGGAAAAGGGCCUGUUCAAGAACGGGAAGCGCCCGACCAAGCGGUCGCGCAAGAAUGAGCCUCCCACGGAGGAGGAGUUUUACCUUACUGCAGCGCGCUUGGGACAGAAUAAGAAGAAAAAGACCAAGUAG
Aspergillus ibericus CBS 121593 is the source of this 960-nucleotide messenger RNA. Its product is annotated as DnaJ domain protein. The coding region runs from base 1 to 960 and encodes 319 amino acids. Gene Ontology annotation, cellular component: nucleus; cytoplasm. Lineage: Eukaryota; Fungi; Ascomycota; Eurotiomycetes; Eurotiales; Aspergillaceae. The transcript has 2 exons. The record is from RefSeq and is a predicted model, not a curated record. Gene Ontology annotation, molecular function: heat shock protein binding.